Molecule: messenger RNA, 2715 nt
Organism: Tupaia belangeri chinensis (Chinese tree shrew)
Lineage: Eukaryota; Metazoa; Chordata; Mammalia; Scandentia; Tupaiidae
Gene: GGA3
Product: golgi associated, gamma adaptin ear containing, ARF binding protein 3
Exons: 17
Coding region: 129-2300 (723 amino acids)
Biological process (GO): intracellular protein transport; protein localization to cell surface; Golgi to plasma membrane transport
Cellular component (GO): trans-Golgi network
Molecular function (GO): phosphatidylinositol binding; small GTPase binding; ubiquitin binding
Source: RefSeq, a predicted model, not a curated record
ACUCUCUGGCACGACCCUCGGUGGCGGCACCCGCUCCUCUCAGGCCCCCAUGCAGGCCCCGCCCCGGCUCCUCUCGUGCAGAAUCUCGCGAGCUUUGACGCCGCGGGGUCGGCCCGGGCGGCUGCAAUAUGGCGGAGGCGGAAGGGGAAAGCCUGGAGUCCUGGCUCAAUAAAGCCACCAAUCCUUCCAACCGCCAGGAGGACUGGGAAUACAUCAUUGGCUUCUGUGAUCAGAUCAACAAAGAGCUUGAAGGGCCACAGAUUGCCGUCCGACUGCUGGCCCACAAGAUCCAGUCGCCGCAGGAAUGGGAGGCAGUCCAGGCCCUGACGGUGCUGGAGGCGUGCAUGAAGAACUGCGGGAGGAGGUUCCACAGCGAAGUGGGGAAGUUCCGGUUUCUGAAUGAGUUAAUCAAAGUUGUCUCCCCAAAGUACCUGGGGGACAGGGUGUCUGAGAAAGUGAAGACCAAGAUCAUCGAGCUGCUCUACAGCUGGACAGUGGCCCUGCCGGAAGAAGCCAAGAUCAAAGAUGCCUACCACAUGUUGAAGAGGCAGGGCAUAGUGCAGUCUGACCCCCUGACCCCUGCGGACAGGACGCUGAUCCCCUCACCGCCACCUCGUCCCAAAAACCCUGUAUUUGACGAUGAGGAGAAAUCCAAGCUCCUAGCCAAGCUGCUAAAGAGCAAGAACCCCGAUGACCUGCAAGAGGCCAACAAGCUCAUAAAGUCCAUGGUGAAGGAAGACGAGGCGCGGAUCCAGAAGGUGACCAAGCGCCUGCACACCCUGGAGGAGGUGAACAACAAUGCGAAGCUGCUGGGCGAGAUGCUGCUGCAUUACAGCCGCGAGGACUCCUCGCAAGGAGACCGGGAACUCAUGAAGGAACUCUUUGAUCGGUGUGAGAGCAAGAGGCGAACCUUAUUUAAACUAGCCAGUGAGACAGAGGACAAUGACAGUAGUCUGGGGGACAUCCUGCAGGCCAGUGACAACCUCUCCCGGGUCAUCAACUCCUAUAAGACAAUUAUCGAGGGGCAGGUUGUUAAUGGUGAGACCUCAGCCAUGCCAGACUCUGAAGGAAACCUUCACUCCAGUAACCAAGGCACUCUCAUCGACCUUGCCGAGUCGGACACACCAAAGGAUUCAGCCCCCGCCCCUGCUUCCUCAGGCAUCCCUAUCCUCCCUCCGCCCCCCCAGGCCACAGGACCUCCCCGCAGCCGCACAUCCAGCCAGGCCGAGGCCCCACCCAGGCCCAACAGCACGAGCAACGCCCUCUCCUUGCUGGACGAAGAGCUGCUCUGCCUGGGCAUUGCUGACCCAGCCCCCAGUGCCCCUCCCAAGGAGACAGCGGGAACUAGCCCGUGGCACCUGUUCCAGGGUGAACCAUCCGACCUGGACUUCUUUGGUGCCAAGUCCGUGGCUACCACUGGCUUCUGCUCAGAGGGUCCUCUGCUCCAACCCCCAGUCCCACCCUUGAGCACCUCCCAAACGCCCCUGCUGCCUCCCUUCCCAGCGCCCAGGGUCCCAGCCAACGUUCCUGCUCCUAGUGCAGGCUCCUUGUUCUCUGCUGGCCUGGCCUCGGCUUUGACCCCAAAGGCUGAGCCCACAGUCCCUGGGAACUGUGGCUCAGUGUCUGGUGACAGCACCCUACACCACCUGGACACUCUGGACCAGCUCCUACAAGAGGCCAAAGCGACCUCGGGCUUGGUGAAACCCGGUUCCUCCCGCUUCUCUCCAGGAGCUGCUGCUUCCCCUCUGACCACCCCUACUGCCCCAGCCAGGCCCCUCCUGCCCUUCUCCGCCGGGCCAGGCAGCCCUCUCUUCCAGCCGCCAGCCUUGCAGCCCCAGGACAGCCCCAUAAAAGGGCCUGAGCUCUCGCUGGCCAGUGUCCAUGUGCCCCUGGAGUCCAUCAAGCCCAGCAGUGCCCUUCCUGUCACAGCCUAUGACAAAAAUGGCUUCCGCAUCCUCUUCCACUUCGCCAAGGAGUGCCCGCCGGGGCGGCCUGACGUGCUGGUGGUAGUGGUGUCCAUGCUGAAUACGGCCCCCGUGGCUGUCCGGAGCAUCGUGCUGCAGGCGGCAGUGCCCAAGACAAUGAAAGUCAAGCUGCAGCCCCCCUCGGGGACAGAACUGUCUCCCUUCAGCCCCGUCCAGCCACCUGCAGCCAUCACCCAGGUCAUGCUGCUGGCCAAUCCACUGAAGGAGAAGGUGCGGCUCCGCUACAGGUUGACCUUCGCCCUCGGGGAGCAGCUGAGCACGGAGGUGGGAGAGGUGGACCAGUUCCCACCUGUGGAGCGGUGGGGGAACCUAUGACCCCAGAAUGCACCUCAUCUCUGAAGCCCAGCAGGCCAGCUAGGACAAGGAGGGCCCCGUCCGGUCACUCUCCAUGUCCUGGUAGCAGUGAGUGGAGCGUGACGUGGACCGGGCCGGGGUCUCUGCUGGAGUCAAGCUGCUGCUGUGAUACUUGCCCUGUGGCCCUAAAAGGACCCGUUUUCAUCUACCUGUGUGACUUGAACUGGCCAUAUACCGUCAGGGAUGGGGAGUGGCCCUGACCUUCCUGUCCUGGCACCAGGGAUGGCCCUGGCCAGGAGGAGGUUUUCCCUUUGUACUGGCAUUCCUUGAUGCCCUGGGGGCAGUUUUCUUCACCUUCCAGAGGCUCCACUGCUGUUCCAGCUUCCCUGCUGGCUGGCCCUUGCACCCCUCCAUCUCAACCUUGUGUUGCAGCAGC